UGAGACUUGACACAAAAAAAAACCCAAAAAAAAAAAGUAAAAUUCAUUGUGAGCUCGGGUGUGCAGGUGCCGCCGCGUCAAAAUUUUUUUAUUAAUUGACAAUAGUUCAAAAUUAUAGUCAGUGAUAUCAUUAUAUAUUUUUGAGCAUCACACAAUCGGCUAGCAACAAUUGUGUUGUUUAAUUAUAAUUUAACAAAAAAAAUUUUGAAAAACAGUUAUUAAUUUCUAUGAUGCGCAAAUAACAAGUGAACUUUUACUCAAGAGAAAAAUAUCUUAAAAAUCAUACGAUUCCAUAAAUUUAUGAACCGUUACAACGCGCAGCAAUGUAAAUUUUAUGGCAAAUAAUCCAUCUAUAAGGAUUGUAAAUCAAAAAAAUUUAUCCAAAGGUUUUUCAUUAAUGAACUGUAUGGACCACAUUAGUCAACAAAGACAAGCUUUAUUUGUAUAUGCUGUAUGUCAUAUUAAUUAUAACGAAUAUCAUGUACUCUAUGCUAGCAAAAAUUUUUGGUUGGGUCGAUGAAGGCUCAAGAAAACGAAGACAUCAAGAAAAUGAUAUUUGUCUUAAUUCUGUAACACCAAAAAAGACUUGUUAUCAUAAUUGUAAUCAUAAUAAUCAAAAAGAACUUGAAACAAUCAACAACUCGAUUCCAAUUUUUGAUAAUAUAAAUUAUCAACAAUCAAAUACACACAGAAAUUAUCUUGGAUACAGUGAUAAUUCAAUUAGAAAGCCAUAUAAUCGUCCAAAUUGUUGUUACUAUCGUAAUUCUCAAUCAGUUGGUAAAACAAAAUUACAUCACAACAGCUUAAAAAUGGGUUCAAUUUUGGGAAAAAAUCGACAACGUCCAUCAUACGUAGAUUCAAAAAAUUCUACACUUAGUAGAACUAAUCAACUUCGUGAAAAACAGCAGUAUAGUGAAAUGCUACAAAGUUUUUGUGUUCCAAAAAUUCAACUUAUUCAUCCAACACCAAAUGGUAAAAAGAAAUCAAAUGAAGUAAUAGAGGUGAUUGAUGUUGAAAAUGUUGAGCCUUCAACAUCUAGAAAAUUCUCACCAGAAGUUUACAAAACACCAAAUACAAAAGCAACAACAAAUUGGUAUACACCAAUGACAUCAAUAAAAACAUCUAGAUUUAAUAAACAACAACAACAAUCACAACAUGAAGAAGUACAAUUAUCAUCCGAUAAUGAUGAGGAUGAUAUAAUUGUAGAAAAAGUAACACCAAGAACAAGCUCAAAAUUAAAAAAAGUAGUUGCAAAUCGUUCUGUUGAAGUUAUUGCAACAAAUACACUUAGAGAUAGACUUGCAUCAAAAGAAGUUAUAAGAGUUGAUUAUGUUCCACGUGUUACUGAAGAAUAUAAAGAACGUAUGGAACAACGUAUUAAAGAAGCUGAACAAUUAAAAAAAGAAACAGAACUUCUUGCAUCACAAAAUCGUCAUCAACGUACACUUGGUUUAGAAGAACAACUUGCACGUACAUUAAAAAUUUGUAAACCAUUUCUUGAAGAUGAAGAUGAAAAAGAAGAAGAACCAUCAUUACCAGAACUCACUUCUGAAAUGAUGCAAGUUAUUAAAAAUGCACUUAUUCCAAAUCCAAGAGAUCAAGUACUUGUUGAACAUUUUGGUUUAAGAGUAACUAGAAAAGAUAUUCAUACAUUGGCUGGUCUUAAUUGGUUAAAUGAUGAAGUUAUUAAUUUUUAUAUGAAUUUAUUAAUAGCAAGAGGUAGUCAAGAUAAAUUUUUAAAUGUUCAUGCAAUGAAUACAUUUUUUUAUCCAAAAUUAUUAUCUGGUGGUCAUUCAUCAUUAAAACGUUGGACAAGAAAAAUUGAUAUAUUUGCUCAGGAUAUUAUUGUUGUACCAAUUCAUCUUGGUGUACAUUGGUGUAUGUCAAUUAUUGAUUUUCGAGAUAAAUCAAUAAGAUAUUAUGAUAGUAUGGGUGGACAAAAUUCAAAAUGUUUAACAGCUUUAAGAAAAUAUCUUGAAGAUGAAAGUCUUGAUAAAAAGAAAAAACAAUAUGAUACAAGUGAUUGGACCCUUGAAAGUAUGAGAGACAUUCCUCAACAAAUGAAUGGUAGUGAUUGUGGUGUAUUUUCAUGUACAUUUGCUGAAUUUAUUUGUGCUAAUCGUGAAAUUACAUUCAGUCAAGAAAAUAUGCCAUAUUUUAGAAGUAAAAUGGUCUAUGAAAUACUUAAAGUUCAAAUUUUGUAAAUCAUAUAUGUUUUUUUCCCAUUAAUUAUUUUUAUAUAUUAAAUUGUUUUGGUAUAUAUAUAUAUAUAGGUGUGUUUUCAAUUAAAUUGGUGAAUUAUAAAUUGAUAAAACUAUCAUCAUUUACACGGUACAUAAUAAAUAGAUAAUUAUUUUUUAUUUUUUUUUUUUCAUACAAAAUUAUUCAUCAGUUUGUCGUUGACAAAAGUCGUUAGUUUGUCUUUUUUUUUCCAUAUUAUUUUAGAUAAAUAUUCAAAAAAAUUUGUGACUACAAAUAAAACUACUUUAGUGGCUAAGUUUAUUCUGAAUAAAAAAAACUUAAUUAUUAAGAAUUAAUAAACAUAAAUCAUCAAGACUGUAAAUUUUUAUUCAGUUAUCCUUAAAAUAUAUUUUUUUUUUUUUCAUGGAAAUUAGUCUUUUAGUACUAUAAGCACUAGUUUGUUUUUAUUUGUUUUUUUUUGUUUUAAGUAUGUUUAAAAACAAAGCACUUGAAACAUAUAUGAUGUAAAUAUUCCAUAAAAACUGUAUUUAUUACUUCAAUUAUAACAUGUUGAAAGACAAAUAAAUUCAUUGUUUGCACUGGUCAUCAAGCAAUUUAUUCAUUUUUUUUUAAUUUCUAAAAAACUUAUGAAAUUUUUGUUCAUGUUUUUUUUGAAUAUUGUUGCUCUUUAUAGAUUUUUUUAGGGGUUUUUUAAAAAAAUAGAUCCAGUUCAAAUAUUUUUAACACAAUAAUUUUCAGAUU
Molecule: messenger RNA, 2943 nt
Organism: Aphidius gifuensis
Lineage: Eukaryota; Metazoa; Arthropoda; Insecta; Hymenoptera; Braconidae
Product: sentrin-specific protease 1-like
Exons: 3
Coding region: 447-2204 (585 amino acids)
Biological process (GO): protein desumoylation
Cellular component (GO): nucleus
Molecular function (GO): deSUMOylase activity
Source: RefSeq, a predicted model, not a curated record